GUACGUACGUACAUCAGUUCGAGUCGCCAUAACACAUUAUCACAAAGAUAUAGUUUUCCAUUUAAAUCCAUAGUGUUAGAGGUAGUAAGAGGAUAAGCAGUAACCGAAAAGAUUAGGGUUAUCCACAUACUAUAAUCCAGUGAAAUAAAUUUGGGAAGCGAAAAAAGGGACAAGUAAGCACAUAGAUCUUUUACUGAACUAACUUUUAGUGAGUGAUGUUAUCUUAACUAAUUGGUUUUCAUUAUUAUUAUUAUUACUAACGUUUAGCCGUUAUCCUGUGUAUUCUAAACGGGUAUUUUCAUGAAUCCAAUUGAUACUAACCAUAUCCUCAACAACAAUAACAAUCUAGAACUAUUUUCACAAUGUACUAGAAAAUUUUGUGGUCAAAUAUCUAAUACAAGUUUAUGUACAUCAUGUUCAUGGGGAUCAAAAGUAUUUUAUAAAUACAAUAAUCCAUAUAAUCAUAUAUGUGAAUUAUGUUUAACAUCAUUCACAUUAUACAGUUGGUUAUAUAUUGGAUUUAUAAUGAUUUUACCUAUUAUAUUUUUAUUACAAAUUUUACCAAUAUUAUCAUUAACAAAAAUUGAUUUGAAACAUUUAGAACAAUCGAUUACUACUACUACUACUACUAAUAGUAGUAUCAGUAGUAUUAAUACUACUACUGCUACUCAUCAAAUGAGUAUUACUCAAAAAUCAUGGUUAUUAUUUCUAUGUUGUAUUAUUAUUCAUUUAUUCACAAGUUUAAUCAUUAUAUUAUUAUAUCCUCCAUUAGGUAGUUUUACAUUAUAUCAUUGUCCUAUAGAUAAUAUUAAAGAAUUUUAUCCUAUUCUAUAUGCUGGAUCAGGAUGUAUAUCAGAAGUGAAUUAUCCAUUGACUUCAUUACCUAUUCUAUAUUAUAUCAUUAAUGUUAUCAUUGGUUUAUUGAUUUAUUCAUUAUUAAUUAUGAUUGUAUUUAAGGAUUAUCAUUGGUUUCAUUAUCUUUAUUAUAUAUUAUAUGCCUAUCCAAUAAUUUGUAUGAAUAUUAUUCUAUUUGGUGGGAUAUUAUAUUAUAUAUAUCCUUAUGUGAUAUUAUUUUAUAGUAUAUUUGAUUCAUUAUAUAGAUUUCCAUUAAUAUUUGAUUAUUGUAUAGAUGAUAUAGACGGUAUCCUACGUCCUAUAUGUAAUCCAUAUAAACUUAUUCAGACUAUUCUAUAUAAACCAGAACAAUAUCUACUUAUUAUAAUCAUGAAUUCAUUAUAUAUUGGAUAUGCUUUAUUAGCAUUAAAUAUAACCAUCUAUUAUUGGUAUAUAAGUUUAAUGAGUUUACCAUUUAUAUUUUAUAUGAUAACAUUACCAUUAACUCAUCCAUUUCAUUAUGAUGAUUGUCAACAAACAUUGAAUAGAAUGUGUCAUAUUUCAUUUUUGAAUAAUAAAGAAGAAGAAGAAGAAACAAAGUGAAGUAGAUCAAUCAUAAGCAGAGACUAUCAUUUAUGGACGCGAUCUUUUGAAUGAUGCUAUAAAGUGAUAUUGAGUAUGUUCACUUAAUGACUUGAACCAAAAUGAACCAAUGUGUGAAGAAUUAGAAUUAUGAUUGACAGUUGUUAAGGGUGUUCAUCAUCACUAACUGAUAUCAGUUAUAAUGUCAAAACUUUAUUUAGCUAAAUGGAUGGAGUGAAUUUUGUGCCAAAAUCCGAUAUCUGUUAUCUUAGUUCGUCUCACCCAAGCUUUUUUAUGAUUAGAAAUACAAAUACUAGGAAUGUCAACUAAUAUAUAUAUGUAUGUAUAUCUUAGUCCAAAUGUGUACUUCUCUCAUCAUUUUACCAUUUAUUAUCCUGUAAUAGAUAAAUAUCCAUAUCAUA
Schistosoma mattheei is the source of this 1838-nucleotide messenger RNA. The record is from the annotation of a GenBank genome assembly. NCBI's taxonomy places the organism in Eukaryota, Metazoa, Platyhelminthes, Trematoda, Strigeidida, Schistosomatidae.